Messenger RNA from Aureobasidium pullulans EXF-150, 969 nucleotides. RefSeq lists its product as uncharacterized. The coding region runs from base 1 to 969 and encodes 322 amino acids. The record is from RefSeq and is a predicted model, not a curated record. The transcript has 5 exons. NCBI's taxonomy places the organism in Eukaryota, Fungi, Ascomycota, Dothideomycetes, Dothideales, Saccotheciaceae.
AUGCCCCCACCCUCUGAAAAUGAAGUAGUGCGUCUGCUUCCUCCAAGGAAAACCAGACGACGCUGUCGAGACAAGAUCAUCGCGCCAUACACCAUCAACGGAACGAUUCCAGUCCGCCGCAAACCUACUUUGUCCGCCACUAUGUUCAGACUUCCUUUCAAGGUCCCCUUCUCGACUUCAUACCUCGUCUACCUUUUGGAACUCAUCAUUGGGAUACUUUGGUACAGCUUCCGCUUCCAACACCGUCACUAUCAUCCGCCGACUCGAGAGCGGGACAUCCGAGUUGUGUGGUUCUAUCUUCGGAUCAUUUCCAAGGACAUUCAGUACCGGUUUCGAAUGAUGCAGUACCGAUUUCGAAUGAUGCAGUACCGAUUUCGAACCCUGCUGCACCGAUUUCAAAUCCUGCUAGAUGACAUGUGGACAGUCAUGUUCUUAGCCAUGGCUGUCGAUUCGAUGACCAACAUAUGGGACACGUGGUACAUUGGCAGAUCUCACUUGCUAACACAAGGAAUCUCGCACGCCAUGCUGUCCUACAGAAUACUGGCAAUGCUUCUGCUUUCGGAGUUGGUCCAGGAAGCCUUGUUCUCGCCACACCAGGCUUACUGGAUCAUUCCAUCAUGCUAUCCCCUUGUGGUCGUAUAUUCGAUAGCAACGGAAUCUUGGUUUUCCUAUUUCAUGCGUUUUGUUUCCAAGGUUGCGCAUGUCUGGAGAGACAUUGCUGCCAUCAUCCUCUUUGAUGCUUCUAAGGGCCUCUUUCUAACUGCCAUUACAUUCGUGCCGAUCAAGUGUUUCACUCUUGCUUGUCUAUACGCCUUCCUGAUCAAGGGCGUUUGGUUGAUCUCACCACUGGUGAUUACCUCGGCCUUCGCAGAAUACGUGAGCGAAUGCAUGAGCAAUCGCUCGCUUCACAACAACAACUCGAGUACAUUCUCAGACGUACAGGGACGGAUGGGCAUCGGAGGAUCUUGA